GGGCGCUGUCACCCUACUGCCAAGAUGGCGACCCACAGGAGCUACGCUCUGUGGAGCUACUGCGGUCUUAGAUGGUCGCGGGUGAUGCGGUGCAGCCCGCUCCCCGGGUUUCGUAGCUCCUGGCCUAGGGGCCCGCUGGGUGUGCGGCACUUGUCCCAAGAGAAGCAGGCAACGGAAACACAUUUCGGGUUUGAGACUGUGUCGGAGGAGGAGAAGGGGGACAAAGUCUAUCAUGUGUUUGAAAGUGUGGCCAAGAAGUAUGACGUAAUGAAUGAUAUGAUGAGUCUUGGUAUCCAUCGUAUUUGGAAGGAUAUGCUGGUCUGGAAGAUGCACCCAUUUCCUGGGACCCAGCUGCUCGAUGUUGCUGGAGGCACAGGUGACAUUGCAUUCCGUUUCCUUAAUUAUGUCGAGGCACAGCACAAAGGAAAGCUGAAGCGGCAGUUACGGGCCCAGCAAAAUUUAUCCUGGGAAGAAAUUGCUAGAAAGUACCAAAAUGAAGAGGACCCCUUGGGCGGUUCCCGGGUAGUGGUCUGUGACAUCAACAAGGAGAUGCUAAAGGUUGGAAAGCAGAAAGCCCGUGCUCAAGGACACAAAGCUGGACUUGCUUGGGUAUUGGGAGAUGCUGAAGAACUGCCCUUUGAUGAUGACAAGUUCGAUGUUUACACUAUCGCCUUUGGGAUCCGGAAUGUCACACACAUUAAUCAGGCACUCCAGGAAGCCCAUCGAGUCCUGAAACCAGGAGGACGAUUUCUCUGUCUGGAGUUUAGUCAAGUGAACAAUCCCCUCGUAUCCAGGCUUUAUGAUCUAUAUAGCUUCCAGGUCAUUCCUGUCCUGGGAGAGGUCAUUGCAGGAGAUUGGAAGUCCUACCAAUAUCUUGUAGAAAGUAUCCGACAGUUCCCAUCUCAGGAGGAGUUCAAAGAGAUGAUACAAGAUGCAGGUUUUGAAAAAGUGACUUAUGAAAGUCUCACAUCAGGCAUCGUGGCUAUUCAUUCUGGCUUCAAACUGUAACUCCUUUACCAUUCUGGAGUGUGAACAGUCACAUC
Molecule: messenger RNA, 1043 nt
Organism: Mustela lutreola (European mink)
Lineage: Eukaryota; Metazoa; Chordata; Mammalia; Carnivora; Mustelidae
Gene: COQ5
Product: coenzyme Q5, methyltransferase
Exons: 7
Coding region: 25-1008 (327 amino acids)
Biological process (GO): ubiquinone biosynthetic process
Molecular function (GO): methyltransferase activity
Source: RefSeq, a predicted model, not a curated record